GAGGAGGGUUCUGAGCUCACAAAGUAUUAAUUCCUCUUUUACUAAGGAGGGGAGCAUGUGGACAGAUAAGGUGCUCAGCUGCCGGCAUGCUUUGCUGAGGCAGUCUUCGGCCUCCAUCCCAGGGCCUGUCACUCCAGCCUGGCUUUCACGCCAGAAUCGGCAGCUGCCGCCCAGAUCUGGGAACUUUGCUCUGAGGAAUAUCUUCUCCCUGGGGAAGGCGUCAGGAACAGAGCAGGUCUUCUCCCCUUGCCCUCCCCCCCAAUACACACCUUCCUUUGACAACAACUGGAAGAUCAGCAGAGAAAAGGGUGCCAGUUAAUUUCAUUUUAUGCUUGGCCAUUCCGAACCGCUUCCCUGUGUAUCUUUGGAGAUGGGGGAAACAAUGCAAGAGGGACUAGGAAGCAGUAGGCCACUGAGUCCCUCCUGCUCAGAUGACGCUCCAAGCACCCCUCCGGUACCCCCCCUGCCUUUCCCUGCUGUGAUCGGAGGAGGGCAGCUGGGAUCUGAUGAUGAGGAACAAGAGGACCCCCGAGAUUACUGCCGAGGUGGGUAUUACCCGGUAAAGAUUGGGGACCUGUUCAACGGGCGCUACCAUGUGGUGCGGAAACUCGGCUGGGGGCACUUUUCGACUGUCUGGCUUUGUUGGGACAUUCAGCGGAAGCGUUUUGUGGCCCUCAAAGUGGUGAAGAGCGCUGUGCACUAUACAGAGACGGCCGUGGAUGAGAUAAAGCUGCUGAAAUGUGUGCGAGACUCUGAUCCCUGUGACCCCAAGCGUGAGAACAUUGUCCAAUUGAUUGAUGACUUCAAGAUCUCGGGAAUCAAUGGUGUCCAUGUCUGCAUGGUCCUUGAGGUUUUAGGACACCAGCUAUUGAAAUGGAUCAUCAAGUCCAACUACCAGGGACUUCCUAUACCCUGCGUCAAGAGCAUCCUACGCCAGGUAUUGCAGGGCCUCGACUACCUCCACACGAAGUGCAAAAUAAUCCACACAGACAUAAAGCCAGAGAACAUCCUGCUGUGUGUAGAUGAGAGUUACGUGCGGCGCCUGGCAGCUGAGGCCACUGUCUGGCAGCAAGGUGGGGGCCCGCCCCCCUCUGGCUCUGCAGUCAGCUCUGCACCCCAGGAGAGCCUGUUGCACGCCCUUCAUGCCUUGUGUGUGUUCUCCGGAGUUCAUGCUUCUGCCACCGAGCACACCCUUGUUUCUAAUGGGAAGCUUUCGAAGAACAAGCGGAAGAAACUGAAGAGGAAGCAGAAACGACAAAGUCAGCUCCUCGCAGAACGGCUCCGGGACCUUCAGCAGCUGGAGGAACUGGCGACCCUGGCAGCAGGAGAUGCCAGCGAGCCAACAGCAGAUCCAGACCUGCCUGGCGGAGCCCCCAUCAUGGUCUCCACAGCUGGGGGGACAGAGCCCUCAGGGGGCUCUCUCGCUUGCAGCCCCCAGAGUCUGACAUCGUCUUCUGGUUUCUACACACACAAUGCCUAUGACAGCUGCAACGGGCACUCUCCACCAGGCGCAGCCAGCCGCCAUUUCAGCCCUGACUCGGCAACCUCCGGCUUCUCAGGGUCCCUCUUCUCUGGCUCAGCCAUGUCAGGUGUCUCUAACCAGCGGGAGCGUGGAGGGCUGCUCUCCCCCAGCACUUUUGGUACCUCUGAAUUCCUGGUGAACCCCUUGGAACCUCAAAAUGCAGACAAAAUCAGAGUGAAGAUAGCAGAUCUGGGAAACGCCUGCUGGGUGCACAAACAUUUCACGGAGGACAUUCAGACUCGCCAAUACCGGGCACUGGAGGUACUAAUUGGUGCCAUCUACAGCACUCCUGCUGAUAUCUGGAGCACAGCAUGCAUGGCAUUUGAGCUGGCUACUGGCGAUUACCUCUUUGAACCACACUCGGGCGAGGACUAUACCAGGGAUGAAGAUCAUAUUGCCCACAUUGUUGAGUUACUAGGCGAUAUCCCUCCGCACUUUGCUCUUUCCGGGCGCUAUUCGCGCGAGUACUUCAACAGGAGAGGAGAACUGCGCCACAUUAAGAAUCUCAAGCACUGGGGCCUGUACGAGGUCCUGGUGGAGAAAUAUGAGUGGCCCCUCGAGCAAGCAGCCCAGUUCACGGACUUCCUCUUGCCCAUGAUGGAAUACAUCCCAGAAGAACGCACUACAGCCUCCCAGUGCCUGGAACAUCCGUGGCUCAACUCUUAAGGCCAGGCAGAAGUCCAGAUGGACAGGUAGCUUGAAGGAAGCAGUCUUCUAGCCUGCACAAGAUUUCCCUGGCACGAACCUGGUCCUAUCACUGGAGUUGACGGGCAGGGGGAAAGGCUGUCUCCCCCAGCUCCUCCCCCCUAAGUGGACUGCAUUGCAGGACUGGAGGGAAGAGGCUUUUCUCUCUGGCUGAUCACAGUGGGGAAGAGGGAACUAAAGCAGGACUGGAACCCAGGAGCCAAGUUCACUCUGUGGUCAUUUCUGAAGCACAGCCAGAAGAUUCCCACAAUCCCUUGCUGACUCUUUUCCUAGAAGUUGCCUUCUUGGGAGGUCUCCAUGGCCACCAUCUCCAUGUACCCUUGACUGAUGCGGUUUGACUUUUAAAAAAAUCAUUGUGGUACUUCCUUGCCAGUUUCUCCCCCUCUCCCUGCUCCCCAUCGUUCCUAACUUGUGGGCAAAGAGAGUGGCUGUGAAGCUCCCAGCAUGUGUGGAUUUGCGAGAGGCUCAAUAUGUGAGCAGAGUGUGAAUGAUGAAAA
Molecule: messenger RNA, 2724 nt
Organism: Lacerta agilis (Sand lizard)
Lineage: Eukaryota; Metazoa; Chordata; Lepidosauria; Squamata; Lacertidae
Gene: SRPK3
Product: SRSF protein kinase 3
Exons: 16
Coding region: 329-2188 (619 amino acids)
Biological process (GO): protein phosphorylation; regulation of mRNA processing; spliceosomal complex assembly
Molecular function (GO): protein kinase activity; ATP binding
Source: RefSeq, a predicted model, not a curated record